AUGGAGAUUAUUAUGCCAUCCAGUGGUUCAGGUUACUUUAACAAUAGUAAUCACUUACAAGAUUCUACCAACUCAGAGGCAAAUUCAAACUAUGAUCUUAAUAACUAUAGCAGCUUCAAUACAUUUUCCUACCCAACAUCCAAUUUUCAAUCAAUCAAUAAUAAUUCAAAUAUUUUGAAUAAUGAACAAUCAUCAACCCCAGCUCAUUCUUCAAUUGAUCAACAAUCAAGAUCAGAUCCUUCAUCUUUCAGAUCCAUAAAUGCUCAAAAUAAUCGUUUCAUAAAACAAGAAGCUGAUCAAUCAAGUAACAGCAACUUCACUAGUAGUACACAAUACAAUCAACCAAGAUCUGGACCAAUAACUCAAUCACAACUGGAUUAUGCAUCCAUGAAUAACUUUCAAUUCCCUUCAAAUCAACAUCUCUUCCGUUCUGAACAUCAGCCACCAGUUCCACAACAACAAUAUCAACCACAUUACCAACAAGCUGAACCAUUACGCUCACCAUUGCCACCAACUCAAUAUUCACAAAUUACAACACCAAAUAAUGUGAUACCACAAAGUAACUUUAACUCACAUUUCCAAUACAGUUCAAACUUCAGCCACCAUGAACAUAGACCUUCAGAUCAAUCACCAAUUUACAGCCAAGAUUACCAACAACAACAAAAUUCAUACUUCCCACAAGUUGUUUCUCGUGAUGAGCAACAAAGACAAGUUGCAUUCAAUGAUCCUUUCAAUUCAAGACAUCAUCAACAUCAUCAACAUCAACCAGCUAUUCAAAAAGUUGAAACUUUUUCAAAUGAUGACAUUCAAAUUUUAAAAUCUUUAUUAUUCAAUGGUGAAAAAGUCAAAUGGAAAUAUGUUGCUAGUAAAUUGGCCAAUGUCUCAGGUAGAAGAGCUACUUCAACUGCUUGUUGCAAAAAAACAAGAGAAUUAUUUCGUUUACCAUCUGAAAGAGCUUGUGGUGAUUUGGGAACCAGUUUACCAUAUGUUGUCCAUGAUUCAUGGAAGUCCAUAGAACAAAGAAGAUAG
Molecule: messenger RNA, 1029 nt
Organism: Hansenula ciferrii
Lineage: Eukaryota; Fungi; Ascomycota; Saccharomycetes; Phaffomycetales; Wickerhamomycetaceae
Exons: 1
Coding region: 1-1029 (342 amino acids)
Source: RefSeq, a predicted model, not a curated record